CUGUAUAGCUCACUUUGUACAUGUGACUUUAUUAUACCCAUAUGUGAGUUCCAGGCGAUAAAGGGGAUCGUGGUAUGGAUGGUGUUGUCGGAGAGCCAGGUCUAAAGGGAGAUGAUGGUCAGUGUCCACUGAGCUGUGAUUCAUUUCCUGGUCCUCCAGGUGAACCGGGUCUUCCUGGUCCGGUAGGAUUACCUGGGUUGCAUGGGCAGGUUGGAGCUCCAGGGGUUUCAGGUCUGAAAGGUGAUCCAGGCCUAGAUGGCACACCAGGCACACCUGGGCUCCCAGGGUAUAAAGGUGAACCAGGCAAAGAGGCAAACUGUUCAUGUAAGGAUGGACAAAAAGGUGAAGUGGGACCUGUAGGAUCUAAGGGAACUAAGGGAGAGCUUGGGCCGAGGGGUUCUCAGGGUCUUGCAGGAAACACAGGUCCUAAUGGAGAGCCAGGGGAGAUGGGACUAAUGGGAAUUCCUGGUCCAUGCAGCCCAGCCAUACAGUCAGCAUUCUCUGCCGCACUAAGAUCAGCGUAUCCAGCUGCCAACCAGCCAAUAGCGUUCGGGCGCAUCAUCUAUAACCUGCAGCAGCACUACAACCCAAUCACAGGCGUGUACACAGCACCAGUCAAUGGCACCUAUGCCUUCAGCUUCCACGUCACCACCUCAACUCGCACCCUGAAGGUUGGACUCUUCUGGAACUUUCAGCCCAUAGUGAAGAGCACACAGGCUUUAGAAUUAGGCUCUGCCUCCCAGAAAGUGGUGCUACAUCUGACUUUGGGGGAUCAGGUGUGGCUCCAAGUGAAGGACAAUUUCAAUAAUGGAAUGUUCACUAGUUCUGAAGUCAGUAGCACCUUCAGUGGCUUCCUGCUUUAUCCUGACAACUGUGACGACAUCAUGGGGCGAGAGAUAACUCCACCAAACAUUAACGGAGUGUAUACAUGGGGGGAUCCCUAAUGUCUAGACCCCAAAUACAUAACGAUCACAAACCCAAAGCUAUGCACUAGGAAGAAAACUUGCAAACUGGAAGAUUCUGUGAAAUGUAUGGCAUGUCCAACUAGAGACACCUUAAAACCCUGCCUAGAACCCUUAUAACACUAACUUUGCUCCCUGCCCCCUAAUUGGUCAAUCUUGAAUCUUGAAACAUGAACACAUUAAAUCUGAAGGCUAGACAUAUUGUGAAGCCCAUC
Messenger RNA from Silurus meridionalis, 1177 nucleotides. Its product is annotated as collagen alpha-1(X) chain. The record is from RefSeq and is a predicted model, not a curated record. The transcript has a single exon. The coding region runs from base 75 to 944 and encodes 289 amino acids. Lineage: Eukaryota; Metazoa; Chordata; Actinopteri; Siluriformes; Siluridae. Gene Ontology annotation, molecular function: protein binding.